Molecule: messenger RNA, 1032 nt
Organism: Oldenlandia corymbosa var. corymbosa
Lineage: Eukaryota; Viridiplantae; Streptophyta; Magnoliopsida; Gentianales; Rubiaceae
Source: the annotation of a GenBank genome assembly
AUGGCGGAUUCAAGCGAUUCCUUUUCCGUCGAUAUAGAGACUAUUUAUCUUGGCGGAAAGGAACAUACUGUACGGACUGGCCGUGGCUCUGUAUCUGUUAUCGUAUAUGGUGACCAAGACAAGCCUGCACUUGUCACAUAUCCUGAUUUAGCCCUAAAUCACAUGUCAUGCUUCCAAGGAUUGUUCUUUUGUCCAGAAGCAGCUACUUUGCUGCUUCAUAAUUUCUGCAUCUACCACAUCAGUCCUCCUGGGCAUGAGUUGGGAGCUGCUGCCAUUUGUCCUGAUGAUCCCGUCCCGUCAGUUGAUGAUUUAGCUGAUCAAAUAGUUGAGGUUCUAAAUCACUUUAGGCUUGGGGCAGUUAUGUGCAUGGGAGUGACUGCAGGAGCUUACAUUCUCACCUUAUUUGCGAUGAAGUAUAGAGAGCGGGUUGUUGGGUUGAUCCUCGUUUCUCCUCUGUGCAGAACACCCUCGUGGACGGAAUGGUUUUGUAAUAAGGUGAUGUUGAACUUGCUGUACUUCUAUGGUAUGUGUGGUCUGCUAAAGGAUUGCUUACUUUUCCGUUACUUCAGCAAGGAAGUUCGAGGUAGUGCAGAAGUUCCAGAAUCAGAUAUAGUUCAAGCCUGCAGAAGAUUGCUGGACGAGAGACAGAGUAUUAAUGUCUUCCGAUUUCUUCAAUGCAUUGAUAGGAGACCUGAUAUUACGGAGGGCUUGAAAAGUUUGAAAUGCCGGACAUUAAUAUUUGUUGGGGAGAAUUCUCCUUUCUAUGCCGAGGCUCUCCACAUGACAUCUAAGCUGGACAGAAGAUACUGUGCUUUAGUUGAGGUACAAGCUUGUGGAUCAAUGGUGACGGAAGAGCAGCCUCAUGCAAUGUUAAUACCCAUGGAGUAUUUCCUGACUGGAUUCGGUAUGUACCGCCCGACUCAGUUAACCGGGAGUCCAAGGAGUCCUCUGAGCCCAACUUGCAUAUCGCCGGAGCUGCUUUCACCCGAAAGUAUGGGAUUGAAAUUGAAACCAAUCAAAACAAGAAUAUAA